UUCCCCCCCUUCAUAGUCGUUGUUGUCUUUGGAAUCCAUGUCAGGCGUUGCAUGAUCAGUCUCCCCGGGCUGCUGUUGCCUCCCUGUGCACCUCGCUCCCUUGUUGAUUUCUCGGAACCAUGGUUCUGGUUUCCUUGCUCGCUCCACUCCGUGGUGGCAUCUGUUGAGAAGGAGGUCCAGAGAUGAACCGGUGAGAAGAUCAAGCAAGAUUCAACUAAAAGACAGACAGGAGAGGCACAAGCUUUUGAGAGGUUGCUCGAUCUCAUGGAUUGGCACCUCAAGAUACCUCCAUGGAACCCGGAAGAACUGGGCCGGGACGCCGAACUGAGCGUAGGCUCGGCGGCGGGCGGGUCGAACAGCGGUUGCUUCGGGUUGCCAGACAAGUCGAACGACCAAGCUGCUGCAUCGACGACGACGGCGGCGGCGUCUCCAUCUGGUCCAACGAAGAGGGCGCGAGCGCGAUCGCGAUCGCCGGCAAAUGGCGCGUCGUGCUCGGUCGAUGGGUGCACGGCAGAUCUUAGUAAGUGCAGGGAGUAUCACCGGCGUCAUAAGGUCUGCGAGGCGCACUCCAAGACGCCGGUGGUGGUGGUCCGCGGUCAGGAGCAGCGCUUCUGCCAGCAAUGCAGCAGGUUUCAUCUGCUACAAGAAUUCGAUGAGGUAAAGCGAAGCUGUAGGAGACGCCUUGAUGGGCAUAACAAGCGUCGAAGGAAGUCCCAACCAGAUUCUACAAACUCGGGAAGAUUGUUCUCAGAUCGCCAAGGAGGGGUUUCUACAUACCCUCUGGUAUAUCCAACAACUGCAGCAGAGUCAAACUGGGCUGGAGAUGUGACAAGAACUGAGAAGAGAACUCCUCCACAACUCAUCAGCCACCAUAACUUUUCCAUCUCUUACAGCUUUGGCGGAGAGAGAAAGCAGCUGCAUAUCAUUCAGGAUGGUGAAACUGGGAACAAAGCCACUCAAAGUCAGCUGAAUCUUUGUGCAGUCACUCCCUACGAUGGCAGGAGCAGCGGCAGCAGGAUGUUCGAUUGUGCUCUCUCUCUUCUGUCAUCUGCGACUUCGGAUGUCAACCUGAGUCAUAUGGUGCCACUAUCUGAUACGAUCUCCAUGGUUCAAUAUGGUGGUUUCAUGCAGCACACCCUCUCGCAGGCAGAGAGUGAUGUAGGAACACCAACUGGAUGCAGUAUGGGGAAGAAUGCUGAGAUUAACUGCCACAGCAAGUUUCAGGUUGAAGGUGAAGAUUGCUUGGAUGGCAACAGCCAAAGUCUUCCCUCCUAUUGGCCUUAGUGCUUAUUUCUUUUCUGACACGAAGAAUUUUCAGUGAUCCAUAGUUCUCUUGUUCUGUUUUCUUCGUGAUAAUGCAGAUGGAAAUGCACUAUCUUGAGAAAAAGCUUGAACAAAAUGUGUAUAGAACUUGUCAGAUAAAAUCUUUCAAACUCGUAGACUAUCUUAUCUGCACAUGCCUCUUAGUUUUCUGAUUUGAUUUCAUAUCUGAAAAACUACAUGCUGAAUGGAAAUAAUUGAUGCAUUUAAACUGCAACUAAGUUUUGUCUCAUAUAUGCAUUUUGAAUUGGACUGAAGAAGGCAACGUUGAUCUGUAAAAAGACAGAGUAAACUCUAUCUCAAUGCAUAAUUCUCUGCUUGAAUCAUUUAUCCAAUUCAAUAUUACUCUUUACGUGGGUAAGAAGAUAUAAGGUGACAAAAAAAAAACAAAAAAGAGGUAAGGUGAUGUCUUUCUCAAGUGGUACAAAAGAGGAGUCCGAUAAGUUUCCAUUCUUCUUUUCCAUGAUGAAGAUUGGGUUUGAUUCCACUCAACUUUGUACAAUCUCCAAAUGAGAUGAUAAAGUUGGAAGUGGUUGUAAGAUUUGGUCCACCAAGAAGAUAGAAGAAGAUUAAUUUGUUUGGCCACACUCGAACUCCUGAAUCAAGAUUGGACUUGAUAAUAAUAAUUGGGCUACCCCGUCAUAUAAUUGCCAUCUUAUUGGCAAGAAUUGGAAGGCAAUUACUUCAGUUGUGACUUGAUCAUCUCAGUUGAACUGUAUGACUUGAUUUGUUCCAGACUGAGGUCAGAGGGAUUUUUGGUGCUCAAAGCAUGGAGAUGCAGGAAUUAGAGAGAAGUUGGAUUUAAUCCAUGCUGCUGUGUUGAUAAUUUCUUCUGCUGUUUAAUGUCCUACUGCGAGCUACCUUUCACAGAUGCGUUGUUUUCUGUGAGCCCAAGUCUUACCCAUCAUCCUGGCUACAGCAGGAGUGCACAACUGCUUGAUCUGAUCUCUCAUUUCCUCUUCAACCAGGGUAAACCUUCAGCUCUGGACUAAAAGUGCACUUCUUCUCACUGCCAGCUUUUGAAAGCCUAGGCAAGGUUCUCUAAUUGCUUGAGAUCUACCAAGAUGGUGGAGAGAAUGAAGCAGCGGGUCUUGCAGCAGCAGUCCAUCUUCACAGGGUUUUCAAGCAUGAAUGAAUGAUACAAAAAAAAAAAAUACUAGAACGAAGAAAGCAAAGUGGUGUUCUGAUAUCAUAACACUAGGAUUUAGCUUGAUUAUUACGGUUGACCCUGAAAAUGGUAAGCUGAUAAGAAGUUAACCAACUUAGAUUUUGGAGCCUAACAUAAUUUCCACUGUGUUGCCAGGUAGGUGGUAUCUGCAUGUACAGAGAGCAUUUAGUUGAGAGUUCAGAAAUGAUGGCCAGGAAUUUUAAUUGCACCAACUCGUUCACAUGGGUUCUCUGCUACCUUCCAGUAGUCCCAUAUCAAUAGAAAUCGACCCCCAAUCCACACGCUCCUCUGCGGAGCCAUGAAUUUGACACUCAGACAUCACGGUCAAAAGAAUCCAGAACAGAGCUUGGACUCCGCUGCUGCUCAUAAAUGGGAAGUAAUUGAAGGGGGAUCACAUGGCAAAGGCCUGGUAACACACAGCUCUUUCAAAGCUCUAUCUGCUCUUCAUUUACUUCACUUAAUAAGUGUCUCUCUGUAUCCCUUGCUAUAAAUUGGGUUGUGGCUCAUCACCCUCCACUGCUUCCGUAAUAUAUCUGGUGUGAGGAAGAAGGGCCAUGGAGAGGUCUACUAAGGUGGUGCUGCUCCUCCAUGCUCUGCUCCUGGCCACCUAUGUGGUGUGCCUUGAAGGAGGAAGAAGCAUCCCAAGCAAGGCCAAGGCUUACAAACCUCAGAACUUCUUCGGUUACGGUGGCUUCUAUGGCAACCCCUUGGGUCCACAUUUCAGCUUUGGGACCCCUGGCUUAGGCACCAUUCCCAUCAUUGGUAGCAUUCCCGGGACACCUGCUGCUGCUGGUCUUAGAGGCCGUCAAGGCACAAGGCCAUGAUCAUGUGAUUCAAAAAAGGGUGCAUGUCUUGAAGCUUCUCGCUUCGUUUCGUGGUGUAGUACUAGGUAUCAUGUUUCAGGUUGUCUUCCUAGAGUUCUACUUGCGAGCUUGUUAAUCUCUAUCUAAUGUACUAAGUGUGAUAUAUUCUUUAGUACUAAUCCUUCGGUUCCCCACUCAUAAUACUCGGAUGUCUUAGCACUAACGUACUAGAGUUCUACUUGUGGUUGUCUUCCUAGAGUCCUAGUUGUGGGCUUGUUUAUCUCUAUCUAAUGUACUAAGUGUGAUGUAUUCUUUAUAGUACUAAUCCGUAUGGUUUCCUACUCAUAA
This is a messenger RNA of Musa acuminata subsp. malaccensis (wild Malaysian banana), 3639 nucleotides long. RefSeq names its product squamosa promoter-binding-like protein 2. Gene Ontology annotation, cellular component: nucleus. Lineage: Eukaryota; Viridiplantae; Streptophyta; Magnoliopsida; Zingiberales; Musaceae. The record is from RefSeq and is a predicted model, not a curated record. Gene Ontology annotation, molecular function: DNA binding.